AUGGCCCCGAAACCCGCUUCUACUGCCGGCAAGGCUCCUGCCUCCACCUCCACCGCGUCUAAGGCGCCUGCCAAGACCACGGAGAAGAAGGCGGCGAAGAAGACCAGCAAGACGACCUCUGGCGACGGCGAGUCCAAGGACAAGAAGCGCCGUAAGGUCCGCAAGGAGACUUACUCGUCCUACAUCUACAAGGUGCUCAAGCAGGUGCAUCCUGAUACCGGUAUCUCCAACAAGGCGAUGGCUAUCCUCAACUCCUUCGUCAACGACAUCUUCGAGCGCAUCGCAACCGAGGCAUCCAAGCUCGCUGCGUACUCGAAGAAGUCGACCAUCUCAUCGCGUGAGAUCCAGACUUCGGUCCGCCUCAUCCUCCCCGGUGAACUCGCGAAGCACGCCAUCUCUGAGGGCACCAAGUCUGUAACCAAAUUCUCGAGCGCUGCCUCGAAGCCAUGA
Molecule: messenger RNA, 450 nt
Organism: Punctularia strigosozonata HHB-11173 SS5
Lineage: Eukaryota; Fungi; Basidiomycota; Agaricomycetes; Corticiales; Punctulariaceae
Product: histone-fold-containing protein
Exons: 4
Coding region: 1-450 (149 amino acids)
Biological process (GO): nucleosome assembly
Cellular component (GO): nucleosome
Molecular function (GO): DNA binding; protein heterodimerization activity; structural constituent of chromatin
Source: RefSeq, a predicted model, not a curated record